Messenger RNA from Kluyveromyces marxianus DMKU3-1042, 1791 nucleotides. RefSeq names its product Sit1p (gene str3). Gene Ontology annotation, molecular function: transmembrane transporter activity. The coding region runs from base 1 to 1791 and encodes 596 amino acids. Gene Ontology annotation, biological process: transmembrane transport. The record is from RefSeq and is a predicted model, not a curated record. Lineage: Eukaryota; Fungi; Ascomycota; Saccharomycetes; Saccharomycetales; Saccharomycetaceae. The transcript is spliced from 2 exons.
AUGGUAUCUUUGAAGUUCCGAAGAGACGUUAAGGCAAAAGCCGAACAAAAUGGUCAACAAUUAACUGAAAUUGAGGUGAGUAAAGGCGGUGAAAAGAUCUUGAAUGAGAGCUCUUCGAUAGCGUCAAAAAGUGAAGACAGUGAGGAGAUUACCAAGACUCGGGGUGUUACCAGAAUUGAGGCGGUUAAAAAACAUAUGACAGGUAAAUUCUUCUGGUUAUUUGUCGUUUCCAUCAAUAUAACAUCUUGGGUUUUGGCAUUAGACUCUUCUACUACUUCAAGUUAUCAACCAUAUGCGACAUCUAGUUUUGAUAGGCAUUCAAUGUUGUCAACAUUAUCCAUUGCAAAUUCAGUUAUCGGAGCAGUAUGCCAACCGUUUAUCGCUAAGAUAUCGGAUCUAACUUCCAGACCAGUCACAUAUGCAGUUGUUUUGGUAAUGUACAUUAUAGGAUUUGUUGUCACCGCAUGUUCUCCAACAAUUUCGGCCUAUGUUAUUGGUUCGGUCUUCAUUACUAUUGGCCAAAAUGGUUUAAAUUUACUAAAUUCUAUUGUUAUAGCUGAUAUGACCGAUUUAAAAUGGAGAGCUCUGUUCACUUCUCUAUUGUCUGUCCCAUAUUUAGUAACUACAUGGGUAUCAGGUUACAUCACACAAGAUAUCAUUGAUAGCAAUUGGAGGUGGGGAUAUGGUAUGUUUGCAAUCAUUACUCCUGUUGCUUUGACUCCAGCGAUCCUUUUAGUAUCAUACUUAGAUCGUGAGGCAAAUAAGAGAGGAGAAAUUCCGGUAGGUACAGACCCACUAGCACAAAGCAAGAAACAUAUUGAGGAAGAAGGUGUCAAAGGUUUCAAAGCUAAGUUGGUGUUGCUGAAAUCAGCCCUAAUUGAAAUAGAUGCAUUUGGAUUAAUAUUACUGGGUUUUGCCUUUUCGUUGAUCUUGCUUCCAUGUUCUCUAUAUCCAUAUGCCAAGGAAGGUUGGAGCAAUCCAAGUAUGAUUGCAAUGGAGGUAGUUGGGGGUAUUCUCUUAAUAUGUUACGCCAUUUUUGAGAUCUGGAUUGCGCCCUUCCCGCUUCUACCAAAAAGGGUCUUAAUGAACAGAACAUUUAUAUGCUGUGUUAUAAUUGAUUUCAUUUAUGAAAUGGCAGGGUACUUCCCAUUGUUAUAUUUUACCUCAUACACUCGGGUAGCAUUAAACUUAUCGAUUCAACAUUGGACUUAUCUAUCUAAUAUCACUACUAUGGGUCUUUGCUUUUUUGGGGUGUUCUGGGGUGUCUUGUUUAGAAUUUUCCGCCGUUACAAAGUUUUCCAAGUCGGUGGUACUGGGAUUAAACUAAUUGGUAUGGGUCUGUACGCAGCUGUCCCACAUCAAGAUAUGGCAGCAACUAUCUCUGUUUUAUCCCUUUACAGUUCAAUUGGUGCUGCUAUUGGAUCUGCGAUUACAACAUCUAUCUGGACCUCUGAACUUCCCAAGGCUUUACUCAAACACAUCCCAGAUCCAAAGGUUGCAAUGUCUUUCUUCGAAGAUAUUAGUUUGAUUGCAGCAGAGCCUUGGGGGUCAGCUUAUAGACUUGGAGCUAUUGAAGCCUAUCAGGAAGUGUUGUAUAAACUGUUCUGUAUGGGUGUUGGUGUCAGUUCUAUUAUGUUAAUAACGGCUAUGCUUCAAACGAACUAUUACCUAGGUGAUCAACAGAACUGUAUCGAAGGUAAACAGGUGGAAGAUUAUAAAUAUAACCCUGAUGGCUCCAAGAAGACUUUGUUGGAUAGAGUAACUGACUUUUGGAACAAACCAAUGUAUUAG